Messenger RNA from Necator americanus (New World hookworm), 1347 nucleotides. RefSeq lists its product as uncharacterized. The transcript has 13 exons. The coding region runs from base 1 to 1347 and encodes 448 amino acids. Gene Ontology annotation, biological process: protein transport. Gene Ontology annotation, cellular component: cytoplasm. The record is from RefSeq and is a predicted model, not a curated record. Lineage: Eukaryota; Metazoa; Nematoda; Chromadorea; Rhabditida; Ancylostomatidae.
AUGGGAAAAAUCGAACGAUUCGACAUAAUACUGAGCAAUCCGGAAGAGGCUUAUUUUGCUGGACAAGAAAUUUCGGGAAAAGUCGUUAUAGAAAUUAAAGAGCCAAAGAAGGUCAAUGAAAUUUUAUUGGAGUUGAAGGGACGAGCCCGAACGUACUGGACGAAACAUUCCGGAAAAUCUCGGAAACAUUGUUCUCAUUCGGAACCUUACUUCUUGGAACAAUUCAACACCGCAUACACGCACAAAUUCUCAGUGACAAAAAACGGCAGAGAGAAGGAACGUGUACUACCGGCCGGAGUGCACGAAGUUCCAUUCUCGUACACGUUGCCGAAAUCGUUACCGACAUCGUUCGAGGGUGAAUUUGGACAUAUCCGUUACACAUGCCGGGCGAUUUGUGAACGUCCUUGGGAUUUCGAUAUUGUCUCCCGGAAAGCAUUCACUGUGAUAGGCAUUGAGGACAUUAAUUCUGAUCCACGGAACAGUCUUGAAGAAAGCAACUGGCUACGGCGGACGGAUAUGAUUGGUUGGAUACGAUCCAAGGAUACAGAUCUUCUAAAUGAACCAGUAUCUUCAUGCGAAUCUAACCAUACGGUAGCAUGGUGCUGUCGAUCCAAUGGCAGCAUUACUGCCGAGUUGAAGUUGGAGAAAUCAGGUUAUACUCCGGGAGAGAAAAUCAAUGCAUCAUAUAGGAUAAGCAAUAAUAGUAGUCGAGCAAAACCUGUAUGUUUAAAGUUCAUACAAAAUACUGUGUACAAAGCAAAGACAUUCGCUGGGCACGAAGAAGUGAAGGCAACAACACGGGUUAUUCUAAAAAUUGAUAGACCAGAGAUUCUCUCAAAUACCACCUCAGAUUGGCUGACGGUAGAGAUUGUUGUACCGUCGUUGCCACCUCGAUUAGGGAAGUGCAAGAUACUCUCAGUAGUCUACAGUUUGGAGUUGGAUAUUGAUCAAACCUUGACAGUCACGUGCCCGGUAAUAAUCGGGUCCAUACCUCAAUUAAUCGAAUUAUUAAAUCAUACAAAAGCACGAAAUGGGAAAAGUAGUCUACGAGAUUCACCGCCGAAAAAAACAUCACCUACAAGCGAUAACUGUGUCCAGGUGACAAUCACUGACGAAUCAGGUCAAACGGUAUGCGGUGAGCAGCUGAGUAACGAAAUGGAAGCACUGUUAUCGUCACGAAAACGAGUUCGUAUGCCGAGUUCAAUUCUAUCCGAGCUCUAUCCGACUAUGCCAAGUCCAUAUUACAGGGAGUCCUUCUUCGGCCCGGUCGACAUCUCAGACGAGAAAGAAAGUGCACAAUACGGCGAGAAAAUGUUUGCUCCCAAAUAUCCGUUCUACACUGAUUGA